ACAAGUGUGUGAGCCAUACUAUUUUGGCUUCAGUACAUUUUCUUACUUCAUUUUUUAUGUGCACUUGCGAAAUGUGGUGAUUUGAAAUGAUGUACUUUUGUGCAAACCUCUACGUUAGUAAUUCACUUCAAUAUGAGGCAGUCUACAUAUUUCUCAAGUCAAGUAGUUAUAUCCCUUAAGGUCACAGGGAUUGUAGGUUGGAUUUCAGAAACUUAUUGUGAUAGCUACUUCCGAACGUUAGCUCUGAACAGGCGAAUUCAUUUGAACUUAAGCGUUCAAGUUGUAAAGAGAGUUUUGUCAGUGUGUCCGUCGUAACAGAUAUAGGUACGUAUUGCAAGAAAGUUGGUGGUAUGGUCAAAACCUUGUAACCUUAUUAGCAUUAUUAUGAUGUAUUUUGGGAUAAAAUUUAACGCUGUGUUUUAAUCUGACUUCAAAUCAUAUGGCUGUCAAUGUUUUGACACUCUGCGAUAUCAUCUAGUCAAAGAAGAAGGGUCUCAGUCUUGAUGAAAAGCGCCAGAGGAUGCUAGAUUUCUUUUAUGAGAAAAAAGAUUUCUUUCAGCUGAAAGAAUUAGAGAGGCUUUGUCAAAAAGAAAAAGGAAUUAACUCUAUGUCUGUGAAAGAUGUUUUAAUGAGUCUUGUUCACGAUGGCUUAGUUGAUACUGAAAAGAUAGGAACCAGUGUUUACUUUUGGUCAUUUCCCAGCAAAGCUGCACAAAAGCUUAAAAUUAGUAUCGAGAAGUUAAAGGAAAAUAUAGAAACUACACGCAACCAACUUUCAAAAACAAUGAAAGCACUGGAUGAAGCUUCAAGCAAAAGAGAAGAUACAGAAGAGAGGAGACAAGUUAUUAAUGAGCUCGUUGAGAAGAAAGGGUUACUUGAAUCUCUUAGUGUAGAGCUUCAGGACCUAAGGCGAUAUGACCCUGAUCGCUUACAAGAACUAAAACAGCAACAGCUUACAGCACUGGAUGCUGCUAAUCGUUGGACAGACAAUAUAUUUGUGAUCAAAUCAUGGUUGAAUAACAAAUUUUCAAUUGACGAAGCUACUUUUUGUCGCCAGUUCGAAAUACCUGAAAACUUUGAUUAUCUAACUUAGAUACUAGACAAUAUAUAAAUGUAUGUGUUAAUAUAUGUUGUUUCGUCUAUAUAUAUGCUCUAGGAGUUGUGUUGAUAU
Messenger RNA from Trichobilharzia szidati, 1171 nucleotides. Lineage: Eukaryota; Metazoa; Platyhelminthes; Trematoda; Strigeidida; Schistosomatidae. The record is from the annotation of a GenBank genome assembly.